CUUUUCGCCUCUCCUCCGCCGAAGCGAACCCUUGCGUUCUCCCGAGGUAUCUCGAGAUAUACUUAUGCAAGGUUCAAAAGAUGGGAAAAUAGUUUGUGGGCUUCCAACUCCGCCGUAUAGUGCACAUAUGUGGAAUAUAGAAGAACUAGAGAAAAGAUAAAGCUACGUCAUGGGAAAGAGGAAGUCAAGGGCGAAGCCGCCUCCUAGGAAGAGAAUGGACAAGCUCGAUACUGUCUUUAGCUGCCCAUUUUGCAAUCAUGGUAGCAGUGUUGAAUGCCGCAUUGAUAUGAAGAAUCUGAUUGGUGAGGCCACAUGUAGAAUCUGUCAAGAAAGCUUCAGCACCACUGUUACCGCUCUGACUGAACCUAUCGACAUAUAUAGCGAAUGGAUAGACGAGUGCGAGCGUGUAAACAAUCUCGAAGAAGACGACGGUGCCUAAGCAUCUACUACACCUUGUGAGAAGGGAAGAAAGGACAAUAACCUGCAUGUUUGUGAAAAUGCCGCCUACCCCGUUAUCAUCAUAUUGUGUAUAACAUCAGAAGUUAAUUUUCACCGAUAGCAGGCCCUAAAAUAGUGUUGUAAUUUGGGUGAAUUAGAUGAUAAUCUCCUUGUUCCGACUCUGUAUUAUGUGCAACUAUGGGAAGCUACGAUUCCCGGGUCUUGGCUAAACAGAUGCUGCAUCUUGUGCUUCAGAAAUGUAUGUGUAGAAGUGUUCUGGAUAAAGAAAAGGGUAGUGUGCUUCAUUAGCGAAGUUUAUCGUGAAAA
Ananas comosus (pineapple) is the source of this 765-nucleotide messenger RNA. Its product is annotated as transcription elongation factor 1 homolog. The transcript is spliced from 6 exons. The record is from RefSeq and is a predicted model, not a curated record. Bases 170 to 439 code for a protein of 89 amino acids. Gene Ontology annotation, cellular component: transcription elongation factor complex. Gene Ontology annotation, biological process: transcription elongation by RNA polymerase II. NCBI's taxonomy places the organism in Eukaryota, Viridiplantae, Streptophyta, Magnoliopsida, Poales, Bromeliaceae. Gene Ontology annotation, molecular function: RNA polymerase II complex binding.